AUGGCAGAAGGAAAGCCACCAAAAGUUAUUUGUGUUUACAACAAAAAACGACUUGGCUUCCUUGGUGACAGAGUAAUGGUAGCAAUAAAAGGACAAAAGAAGAAAGGUAUUCUUGUGGGUCUGAAGCAAACACAAAAUGUUAAGGUGCCAAAAUUUGACAGCAACAAUGUUGUAUUAAUAGACGAUAAUGGCACACCCCUGGGCACUCGCAUCCAUGUACCUAUACCGACAAUACUACGGACCAUUCUCAAAGAGAGGACUCAUUCUAAAGGAGCUGACUACACCAAGCUGCUGUCGAUAGCAACCAAAUUUGUU
Molecule: messenger RNA, 315 nt
Organism: Iphiclides podalirius (scarce swallowtail)
Lineage: Eukaryota; Metazoa; Arthropoda; Insecta; Lepidoptera; Papilionidae
Source: the annotation of a GenBank genome assembly